This is a messenger RNA of Gaeumannomyces tritici R3-111a-1, 1419 nucleotides long. RefSeq lists its product as hypothetical. Gene Ontology annotation, molecular function: methyltransferase activity. The record is from RefSeq and is a predicted model, not a curated record. The transcript has 4 exons. The coding region runs from base 1 to 1419 and encodes 472 amino acids. NCBI's taxonomy places the organism in Eukaryota, Fungi, Ascomycota, Sordariomycetes, Magnaporthales, Magnaporthaceae.
AUGUCCGACCCCCAAAACCAGCCAGCGAAUGCGCAGGGCCCUCACGUCUCGGCUCCUGAUGCUGCCCUGGGCCGCCGAGAGACUGGCGCCCUGCGCAGUCCGGAGCUCGGCCGUGGCCCAGGUACCCCCAACCGACCUCGACCACCGCUGGCAGCCUUGGACCCCAACCUAUCUCCAGCAUGCAACUCCCAAGCGUUGACCAAGCCCGCCGUGCAGCCAGGGUCCUUCAUGGGCCAUCGCCAGCGGCAUGGCUCACAAUCCCCGGCGGUGUCGCCCAAGGGGGACACAUCGCCCCCGCUUAUCCUUGGGUCCGAACCCGCAGCUGCGCCUCCAACUUCUUCCAACUCGCCGCAGGCUGCGGCACCCUCGAGCGCCAUUCCUAGAGCCCUUGCAGAGGAGCAUGACCAUGAAGCGUCGCACCAAGCCGAGACAGGGAUCAUGGCGGACGAAGACGAGGUCGGCGCCCCUAUAAGCGUGCACUCGGACGGCGGAUACGACUCGGAGGGGGGUUCCGGCUCCGAGUCCAUGUCCGGCAGCAUCAUAGACUUCGUAUACGAGAACGGUCGGCGAUACCAUCGGCUCAGGGAGGGCCAAUACAACUUUCCCAACGAUAAGGUCGAGCAAGAGCGAGAAAUCCUGAAACAUGUCAUGAUCAAACUGCUCUGCGGAAAGCUGUACUACGCCCCCAUCGGUGACUCGCCCCGGAAUAUCCUCGACGUCGGUACUGGCACGGGCAUCUGGGCCAUCGAGGUCGCCGACCAGCUUCCUUCCUCCAUUAUCCUCGGCAUCGACCUGAGUCCAAUUCAGCCAGAAUACGUGCCUCCGAAUGUUCGAUUCAUGGUUGACGACGCCGAGAGCGAGUGGCUACACCCGCCGAAUCACUUUGAUUACGUGCAUUUCAGACAUGCGGUCAUGGCCAUCAAGAACUGGCAUAGGGUUCUAGAGCAAGCUUUCCAUCACAUUCGCCCCGGUGGCUGGAUCGAGAUUCAGGAGUUCACCCACUAUCCAUGCUCGUCGAACAACACAAUGCUACAAGACAACCCGCUUGCGCAAUUUUUUCUACUGUUGGACAGGGGUCUAGGCAUGAUGGGCAUUGAUUUCCUCCAGCCACCACGCCAGCUCCCUGAUAAAGCCCGCGACUGUGGCUUCGUCAACGUGACUGAGAAGGUGCUCCAGGUGCCCAUAAGCACUUGGCCCAGAAACAAGACGCUUAAGACGAUUGGCUUGCACUGGCGCUCCAAUCUAUUCAACGGGCUGCAGGCGAUAGCCAUGGGCCCACUGACUAGGGGGUGCGGCUGGACAGCAGCGCAGGUUGAGAUCUUCCUGGUUUCGGUGCGCAGGGCUAUCAUGGACAACUCGUGUCAGUUCUACAUGCCCUUCCACAUCAUCUGCGCGCAAAAGCCCGCUAUGCCUUCCUGA